This is a messenger RNA of Coregonus clupeaformis (lake whitefish), 1845 nucleotides long. RefSeq names its product Fc receptor-like protein 4. Lineage: Eukaryota; Metazoa; Chordata; Actinopteri; Salmoniformes; Salmonidae. The coding region runs from base 1 to 1845 and encodes 614 amino acids. The record is from RefSeq and is a predicted model, not a curated record. The transcript has 11 exons. Gene Ontology annotation, molecular function: transmembrane signaling receptor activity. Gene Ontology annotation, biological process: cell surface receptor signaling pathway.
AUGGAAGGGGCCCUGCCCAAAGCUGAACUGAAUGUAGAGCCAAACCCUGUGUUCGCUGGAGAGACAGUUACUAUGACGUGUUCAGUAGGGUCUGACAGUAGCUGGAGCUAUCAGUGGUACAAAGACAGGAAUGCUAAUGUAGUAUCCCAGUCUGUCAGACACACUAUAACAGGAGACACCCUCACCAUCAGUAGAGUUGCUGAGUCUGACCAGGGUCUCUACUGGUGUCAGGGAGAGAUCCGGUCCAGAUCCAUAUCAUCAAUCAUCAGUGAUCCUGUCACCAUCACCCUGAAUGAGAGACCUGUUGUUGUUCUGACCCUCCAACCCAACUGGACCCAGAUAUUCAGAGGAGAGACUGUCACUAUGAGAUGUGACAUCCAGGGAGGAGGAGACUCUGACUGGAACUACAGAUGGUAUAAGAAUAGUCAGUCAGUGAUCCCCUUUAACACAAAGUCUGAGUACAGAAUCAGUCCUGUCUACAUGUCUAGCAGUGGUUCAUAUACCUGUAAGGGUGUAAAGGGAAACAAGCUCUCCAAGACCAGUGAUGCUGUACAACUGACUGUGUCUGAUAAACCCAAGUCUGUCCUGAGUAUCUCUCCUCAGUGGCUGAACCCUGGAGACUCAGUGUCUCUCAGCUGUGAAGUUGACAAGACGUCUACAGGCUGGAGGUUCUCCUGGUACAGAACUGUUCCCUACAGAGCUGGGUUCCCCUCCCUAUUGGACAAGUCCUACUCUGUAGAGCCCCUAUCUGACAGUAGUACUGGAACUACAGAGAGCUUCUACACCCUGAGUCCUGCUGGUCCUACUCACACAGGAGGAUAUGUGUGUAGAGCUGGGAGAGGAGACCCAGUCUAUGACACACUCUACAGUGAACCUCAGUUUCUCUGGUCAGGAGAUCUGCAGCCUUCAGUGUCUCUCAGAAUAAGUCCUAUCACAACUCAACACUUUACAUCAAAGUCUCUCUCACUGAGCUGUGAGGAGAAGGGGAACUCUACUGGAUGGAGACUGAUGAAAUACACAGAGAGAGGUGUAGAGUCAGGGUGUGUCUCUAACUGGAGAUCAACAACAGGGUCCACAUGUACCAUCAGCUACACGUACAAAGGGGACAGUGGAGUGUACUGGUGUGAGUCUGGAUCAGGAGAGUACAGUAAUGCUGUCAACAUCACAGUGGAUGAUGGUGAUGUGAUCCUGGAGAGCCCUGCCUAUCCCAUGACUGAAGGAGACUCUGUGACUCUGCGCUGUAAAUACUGGACAACUAGCUCAAACAUCAAGGCUGAUUUCUACAAAGAUGGAGUUCUCAUCAAGAAUGAGACAACAGGAGAGAUGACCAUCCCUACAGUAUCCAAGUCAGAUGAAGGAUUCUACAAAUGCAAAUACACUGACAAGGGAGAAUCACCAGAGAGCUGGAUGACAGUGAGAGUCUCUCCAGUCGUAGCUCCUGGAUCCUCUACAUCAGUCCUAGUAGGAGUGGUUGUGGGUCUGGUUGUUGCUGGUGUUCUACUGGUCAUUCUCCUGGUCCUGCUGUGGAGAUAUCAAAACAGCAAAGGUUCCUGUUUUAACAGAUUAUUAUUGCCCCCCCAGCCCCAGAGCACCAACCAGGACCACCAACAGGACCAAGGAUCUACCCUGGGCCGGGCUCCUGAUGCUGGGUAUACACUUCUGCAACAUGGUGGUGCUAACAUCUACGAUACGAUCAAUUCCUCAGACAACAAUGAUAAUGAUGGUGCUGCUGCUGGAACAAGUCAUGUGACAUACACCCAGAUUCAACUCAAAAAGUUGGACAAGAAAAAGAAAGGUGACUCAACUGUGACAUCAAUUAAUAAUGUGCAGUGUAUCAAAGAUUAG